Molecule: messenger RNA, 998 nt
Organism: Hyla sarda
Lineage: Eukaryota; Metazoa; Chordata; Amphibia; Anura; Hylidae
Product: DNA damage-regulated autophagy modulator protein 2-like
Exons: 7
Coding region: 125-964 (279 amino acids)
Source: RefSeq, a predicted model, not a curated record
UGAUGACAUCACAGAUGGUGGUCGGUUAUACCACUGCAGGAUACAGGCAAACCCUUCACUUUCUGUUAGUUCAGAUUGAAAGCGCUCAGUUUUCCUGAGAGUGAAAUAUAUUUCUUCUUCAAAUAUGACGAGCCCAACCCUGGCUAUCCUGCCAUUGUUUUGGGCAAUAUGGACCUUCGUGGGUGUCCUUACCACCUUCACCAUGACCAUCGUACAAGGCCAUUACCAAACAGGGAUCAUCAGCAUCAGUGACACUGGAGAACAAUACCCAGAAUCCAUCGUGCUGACUGUAGUUUCCACCGUGUCUUCUCUGCUAGAGGCCGGGAUUUUGUUUAUAAUCUACAAAUCCAUGGAGAUCCAGGCCCUGAAGAAAAUCCUUUGUGGAGUCACCUGCCAAACGUGGAUGUUGGCAUUCGGAUGGAUUACGUGUGUUGGCAACAUCAUUACCCCAUUGAUACAGGAUUCAGCAAUGCUUAAUGAUAGCUGCCUGGCAGUUUUAUCUAGUAUGAUCAUCUACGGAGGCAUAUCAUUGGCAUCUCAGCUGUACCCAGGCUCCAGGGACCGUAGAUGUAGACGCCUUACCACCACGGUGCUGUCAGUUACCAUCUUGCUGGCUAACAUUAUCCGGUUAUCCUGUAAAAUGGCAGCAAUGUACACCUGCACCAGCGAGUAUUGCACACAGUCUUCCAGAAUAACGCUGACCAUCUUGGAGUGGGUCGUAUUGGUCUGCUCAUUUAUCAGCCAAAUAAUGCUGUAUUGGGACUUCAAGGUUCUUACUAUGACAACAUCUAAGAGCGACAUGAUCGAAGCCGAGAGCGUCCUGGCAGUUGAUCCAUUGAAAGUGCCUCUACUAGAUCGAGCACUUGAGGAUCAACUAGAUGACAUGACGCCAGAGGAAACAUCAUCAUGUGACCAUGUUAUAUUAGACCUGUUUUCAGCGGAGGAUACAGCAACAUCAGACUAGGAGCCAUAGGUCCCAUCCCCCCCCUCCCCCCCCC